Aspergillus clavatus NRRL 1 is the source of this 1296-nucleotide messenger RNA. Its product is annotated as glycoside hydrolase family 18 protein. The transcript has 6 exons. Gene Ontology annotation, molecular function: chitinase activity; chitin binding. The record is from RefSeq and is a predicted model, not a curated record. Gene Ontology annotation, biological process: chitin catabolic process; carbohydrate metabolic process. The coding region runs from base 1 to 1296 and encodes 431 amino acids. Lineage: Eukaryota; Fungi; Ascomycota; Eurotiomycetes; Eurotiales; Aspergillaceae. Gene Ontology annotation, cellular component: extracellular region.
AUGCGCUUCUCGACUUCCACCAUCGUCAAGGUGGCCCUCCUGUUUGGCAGCAUUGGUGUCAACGCAGCGGCCAUCUGGAACCGCGAGGCCCCAAGCACCGACAUCAAGGCGCGCGCAAAUGCCGGAUAUCGAUCCGUCGUAUACUUUGUCAACUGGGCAAUCUACGGCCGCAACUAUAAUCCCCAGGAUUUGCCUAUCGAGAGACUGACCCACGUCCUCUACGCCUUUGCCAAUGUCCGUCCCGAAACUGGCGAGGUCUACCUCACGGAUUCCUGGGCGGAUCUCGAGAAGCACUAUCCCGGUGACUCUUGGGAUGAAACUGGCAACAACGCCUACGGGUGUAUCAAGCAGAUGUAUCUUCUGAAGAAACGGAACCGCAACCUCAAGGUCCUGCUGUCUAUUGGAGGAUGGACUUAUUCCCCCAACUUCGCGAAGCCUGCCAGUACCGAUGCUGGACGCAAGACGUUCGCGCAGACCUCGGUCAAGUUGCUCCAGGAUAUAGGAUUUGAUGGUUUGGAUAUCGACUGGGAGUACCCCGAGGAUGAUCAGCAGGCGGGCGACUUUGUCUUGCUGUUGAAGGAGCUUCGAUCUGCCCUGGACACCUACAGCGCUGCCCACGCCAACGGACAGAAAUUCCUUCUUACCGUUGCUUCUCCAGCUGGCCCCGAAAAGAUCAACAAACUCCACCUCAAAGACAUGGAUAACCAGCUCGAUUUCUGGAAUCUGAUGGCCUACGACUACGCUGGCAGCUUCUCCGAUCGCACCGCCCAUCAAUCGAACGUCUACAACGACACCUCCAACCCUCUCUCCACGCCCUUCAACACCCAGACCGCACUGGAUUUGUACUACAAGGGCGGCGUCCCCGCCAGCAAGAUCGUCCUCGGCAUGCCCCUCUACGGUCGCUCCUUCGCCAACACCGACGGACUGGGCAAGCCAUACAACGGCGUGGGCAAGGGGAGUUGGGAAGACGGAGUCUGGGAUUACAAGGUCCUCCCGCAGGCCGGGGCGACCGAACAUGUUCUCCCUAAUAUCAUGGCGAGUUACAGCUACGAUCCAUCCAGCAAGCUACUCAUCAGCUACGAUAACGCGGAAGUCGCCAAGAUGAAGGCCGGGUAUAUCCAGAACCAGGGACUCGGUGGUGGCAUGUGGUGGGAGAGCAGCAGCGACAAGACCGGCAGUGAUAGUCUAAUUACCACGGUAGUAAAUGCACUCGGAGGCAGUGGUGCUUUCGAACAGAGUCAGAAUGAAUUGGACUAUCCGGUGUCGCAGUAUGAUAAUAUCCGAAAGGGCAUGUGA